CACCUACUACUACUACUACUACUGAAACCGUGAAGAAACCCUGUAACUAGUCGUACUUAAUAUGAUAGUUUAAUUCUCGUUUGCUAUGGCAACUUACGUUAGUGUGAUAAGGUUAGGAAACGUUUUAGGAUCUUGUGCAAGACGAGGAGGUUCUACCGGUUCCAGUAUUGUGUUUAAUUAUAGACAUAAGAAAUCCAUUACCGGCAGCCCUGUUCACAUCAGUACCCCUGGUUCAUUCACAGGUUAUCGCCACCUUUUUUCUGCUGCAGCAUUGGGUGUUGAUAGCUAUGAAGAGAAGAGAGAAAAAGUUGCAAUUGAGUUUAAAAACCUUAGAGAUAAAUUUCAACAGCGAAUGCAACAGGUCCUACAGUCAGACAACCAGAGUUUGAUUUUUACUGAGGACCUCAAGAAUGCCAUUCAUUUAGCUGAAUGUGAAGAUGAUAUGUCUUUGGUUAUUGGAAUGGCCAAGAAGUUUAACUCGCAGAAUGUUGGCCUUCGUUUUGGUGUGUAUAUUUUUGGACCUGUAGUCAUGCGCAUGUUUCAUUAUGUGAAUCAUCCACAGUAUAUGUUGCAGGCUUUGAGAUCAAAAGAACUUGAAGGAUUUUUUGAUCAAAUUGCAUCAUACCAGUUGGCAAUGGAUCUACUAUAUAAAGGAGGCUUGUACCAGGAUGCAAUAGAUGUUUUUGAAGAACUUCAGGAGAAGAGACUUAAUGGCAUAAAAUAUCCAAAAAACUGUUUGACUCUUGCCAUAGCAGCAUGUUAUAAAAUUAACACUCCAGAAAGCUACCAAAAAAUGAUUGAAAUUUUUGAAGGGUCACAAGAAUAUGGUACUCACCUCAAUGUACGAAUUAUUUCAUUUGCAUCAGCACUUGCAUUAAAUCAGGGUUUCCCUCAUAUCUCCAUAGAGAUCCUUUCUAGAGCAUUUAAUGUGAGAAGGACUACCAUUAUGAAUUUAAAAGUGUUGUCACUGGUAGAAUUAGGCAGAGUUGAGGAUGCUCUACCAAUCCUGAGGUCUGUGUUGAGAGCUGACCUUCCAGAUACAAUUUCAAGAGGUGACAGUCAACAGAUUGUCAGAAAUACAAUUGAGAGGGUGGAACAAGCUGUAAAAAAUGCUGGCGAUAAAGAGCUUAUAGCAGAAUACAAUAACAUAGCAAAAGGUCUUGAAGCAAAUGGUCACAUAUCUGAAAAGCCUUUGGAUGAAUAUAUAUGUGAACCUGUCGCACAGUUGCCAUCGAAGACUUCAAAAUUCAAUGAUCGCAGAGACAGAGCGAUGCUUGCUGCUUCGUUCAAUCGAAAUCGUGGGACACAAUGGCAUGCGAGUAGAAACAGAAGUAGACCAGGAUUAAUGGAUAUGGAAUAAAUUGAUUAACAUUUGUACAGUAAAUGACAUUAAGUCCUUUA
Molecule: messenger RNA, 1401 nt
Organism: Macrobrachium nipponense
Lineage: Eukaryota; Metazoa; Arthropoda; Malacostraca; Decapoda; Palaemonidae
Product: pentatricopeptide repeat-containing protein 2, mitochondrial-like
Exons: 8
Coding region: 86-1360 (424 amino acids)
Biological process (GO): regulation of mRNA processing; mitochondrion organization; multicellular organism development
Cellular component (GO): mitochondrion
Molecular function (GO): RNA binding
Source: RefSeq, a predicted model, not a curated record